CUAUCUCAAGCUCGCUAUUCGCCAACGUACGUAGCAUGGCAGUGCCCAUUCCAAUAUAUAUAUAGUUCAGUGUUUGCAGUUGUCGUAAGUCCGCCUUUUGGAAUCUCGGCAUCCGUCAUAGUCUUGUGCUUACUUGUAAUGUGAUCAUUUGUCAUGUUGUAUACGCGUGGUGUGUGUAGUUUGUUCGGCGUGCCUUUAACCUAAGAUCGAUGACAGAUAUGUAAAACGAUAUUGUGUUAAAUAAACUGAAGGGCCGAAGAUUCUUUUAAAUUAACAAAAAAAAAACAAAAACGAAAAAGAGGAUGCGUGAAGCGUCUAGCGCAGGAGAAGUGUGUCUCACGCAAAAGAAAUGGGUAAGAGCAAAUUUUCCACUGCCGUGCAAAUCUCUGCCGCCGUCGGUCGAGGGCAAAACUCACGGCACUCUGAAGCUCGUUAUCGAUAAGGUGCUCUGGACUAGGAGAAGCCCUGGCAAUGUCACGGUAAUAGCUUCCUGGUGGGGCGAGCGUGACAGCGCGUAUUUCAGGCCAAUAGAUAUUAUGACACAUGUAGUAAGAAAGAACGAUGAUACAACGGUGAUAUAUCCUAUAAAAACUAGUGCCACACUUUUUGAAGAAUAUAUCAAGAAAUGUGAAACAAUAGAACUGUUAGUUGUGCUAGAAAAAACUCAGGAGGUUAUUGGCAUAGGGCAUAUAAAAGAAUUAUCUCAGUUAUUUACAUAUAAACCUUAUUCUCAAAUUAUUCCUAUAUUAAAUAACAGUAACAACAGAAUUGGGAAAAUACACGUUUGUUUAUACUUAACAUAUUUAACAAAGUUUUCAAUUACACAGAUGAAAGAGCAAACAGAUAACAAUAUUCUUACUGUUGAUAAUUCACAACCCUGCAAGAAUAUGGAUAACAUUGAAAAGAAAGAUUCUAUAAAAUGUGCAAAUGUUGAUAGACCUAUCAUUACAACUAAACAAUCAGAAAUGCAAAAGAUGAUACAUACUGAAACAUUAACAGACAAGCUAGCUGAAAUUUCUGAGAUUGUUGCUCGAGCACAGCAGCUUAGAGAAAAGGUAUCCAAAGAGACUUAUAAUGAAGAUUUUUUAGAUCUGAGUGAUAAUUCUAUGAGCCCUGAACUAUAUCUUUAUACCGCAAGAGAAAAUAAGGCUAAACUUUAUGAAUAUAUGUUAGGGAAGGAAAUGACUUUUUCAGAAAAAGAGAAAGCCUUGAAUUUGUUGAGAUUAAUAUCUCCAACUUCAAGUUUAAUAGAUCUAGCAUCUAAAACAAUUACAACUGAUAAAAAUGAUAAUGUAGAAACUAGAGAGGAUAAAAAUUUCUCUGCCAAAUCAAACAAUCCUGUAGAAAAGGCAAUGUAUAGGAAAAUGAUCUACACGGAGUCGAAAGAGAUAGAUCUUUUAGAAUAUGUAAAUAGUAUGAGAAUUUACAUUGGAUCCUUUAUGCUAACUUCUGCAGGAUACAGACACAUAAAACAUUAUUUACCAUGUUUGGCACAUUCAAAUUCAAUAAUAUAUUUUGUCCAAUUUGAUACAAAGUUUGGAUCUGCACGGCAAAAAAAUAUAAAAUCUGAUAAAGAAGCUAAGUUCAUAAGAAUAUAUGCUAAAAAAGAACAAAAAAUAGGAACAGUGAUUGAAUUUGGCUCUGAAGGUACUUGCAGUAUACCAAGACAUAUUUUAAAUAGAGAUUUUCCUUUAAGAUUCAAAAUAUUUGUCCAGCGUGUUAAUCAGAAUCCAAGCGAAUUGGGACGUGGACAUUUGAAUAUUGUUCGUAUUGCACGUGCCAAAAACUUAAGUCUUACUUUAGGUAUACCUAUCAGCGGCACUGGUAUAAAAAAAGGUACAUUAAAUGUUAAAGCAGAAUUAGGCUGUCAUUCUCGCUUUGGACGAGAGUUUGUUCAAAAUACUGUAAUGUCUGCAAAAGAAAAUAUCCCUGUUUUGGAAAUAAAAUCCCAUGGAAACACAAAUAGCAAUAAAUACAAAAGUGCAACAGGAACUCAUUCCUCCAAAUCUAGUAACAGAGUCUCAUCUGCCUCUGCCAGACGAAUUGAGUGUUUAACCAAUAAAAAUGGUGAUAAGGAUUCAUUUGCUACAAAAGAUAUGGCAGAGCACCAAGAACGAAGCUUAGAUAAUAAAAAGAUUGAUACAAGUAAUCCAGAAAGUGCUACUGAAGAUAAGGUUUUACUUUAUGGUUUGAUACAUGUGUCAGAGGGGAAAGACUUAUCAGAAUCUAACACCUAUCUAAUAUGUAGAGCGUUUUGGCGAGAGGGCAAAGCAAUAAGUCAAGUGCAAUGCAGUCGUUCAGGAAAUCCAUGCUACAAUUUCUCUCAAUUAGUACCUUUAAUUUACGGUACAGAUCUUUUAGAAAGAAUCAGAGAUAAUUACAUAAUCAUAGAAGUAUACAGUCGAAAGAAACAAGGAACAGAUAACCUGUUAGGAAUUGCAAAACUACCUGUGCAUGAGUUAUAUAUUGCAUACAAAGAUCUACUUAUUUUACCCGUUCAUUUGUUGUCGAAGGAUCCUAUAAUAGGCGUGGACGAUUGGGUUAGCAUUAACGAUCCAGUAAGCGGAAUACGUUGCGGAGAACUGCUUGCGCUGGUCGCGCUCGGUACUGCAGAGCAAAUUGCAUAUCUAGAAAUGACAAGAAAUCUAAGAAUAUACAACUAUCAUUGUCGAGUACCUGAAAAUACGAAAUAUGCGGUAGAUGAUGAAGAAAGUUCAUACCGCAAUAUUCUUGAGGUGCCAAACCUCAGUUCAGAGCAAUCCACUCAUAAUAAUCAUCUCGUUUAUCACAUUUAUAAUACGGCCGAGCGAGAUUGGACUUCUGUUGAUUACAAAACUCAAGAAAGUCAAACGGACAUUUCAAGUCUUAAAGAUGCGAGGCCGCAAGAAUCAGCACAAGAAGUUAUAUCUUCGGAACGUUUAGGUUUACAUGCCUUAGUUGAUCGUUUAGCAAAUGCGUUACAUAAUAAUAAAACUAAAAUCGACCAGUCAGCUCAAACAGAAACAAAUCAAGUGAAUGAAGGAGAUAGAGAAGAGUUACGCCUAAAUACUUUGAAAAUGUUUACUGAUGAUAGUGACAGUUGUAGUCCGAGAAAUGAUUUUCAAUUGCCUACCGAAAUGUACAGAAGUGUCGGUGUCGGGGCGGAGUUUGAUGAAGAAUUGGAUCAACAACAAAUUAACGCUUACGAUAAUUGUCCCAACUCAGUUAUAACGGAAGGAAAUGCAGAAAGAGAGGAAACAAAUACUAAUUGCGAUAGUUCUUUUUUCCGAUCCGUCGUAGAAAUUGAAUGCGGGCUACAUUUGCCAGAGAUUGAAGGAGAGAAUGAAGCAACAGAACCAAGUACAUACGUGACCUUUCAAGAUUUAACUCAUAAAGUUGAUCCCGGCGAUCAUUUAAAUUCAUUCAGAGCCACAAAUGUUUUUACACGUAGUUGUAAUCCAAAAUGGAAUUGGAUAUGCGAGGCAAAGCUACCAACAGACUUGCUUUUAAAUAAUCAGAAAAGAUUGAUCCUCAAAGUGUGGCAUUUGAUCGAUCCAGAUACGUCUGCAGAGAUAAAUUUAGAAAAAGACAUUAUGAUUGGAUUUGCCGCUGUCGAUCUCUCAAUUUUAAUGGCUGGAUUUACCGCGGUAUCCGGAUGGUUUGAUAUAAUGGAUUUUACCGAAAAACGCAAUGGACAAAUUAAAAUAAGUAUAACACCUCUGGAUGUGCCAUUAGGAAAAAUUAUACCAACUGGCGCUAUUAAUUUACCAAAUCUGUGCAAUUUACUGCAGAUAAACUGGCAACAUUCGCACGAUGCACCUCACAACAAUGUGGAAUCAAGUAACGCGCAUCAAAAUGUUAUCGCGUAUACAAGUCAUAAAGACAGAUGUAUGCAAAGUGAAGAAAAGACAAAUAAUUCUAUAGUUGAUAUUGGUCAUGGCUUAAAAGAUGUUUCUAUGUCUUUCCUAUCAUCAUCUUUGAAGCAAAAAUUAACUGAGCUAGACCAUAUCACAAAACGUUUGCAGUCGCGUCUACAUGAUGUCACCAAUACGGCUUUUGAGAACGAAUUUGACAAUGAUUUUGACAUGAUUUUAACUGAGCCGAAUAGUGAUAAUGAAAACAAUGACGAUAAAAAUGGCGAGAUUACAGCGCCGCAGAGUUAUACAGUUUUCGCAUAUUCUGCCAAUGAAAAAUCGCAAGUGCCGAAUCAAUGUGAAACAGAGAGCGAUCGGAAUGUUGUAAAUGACGAAGGGCCAGCUUCCUCCGUUGUGAGCAGCAAUUAUGAUUCACACCUCGAACCGGCAUCUAAUCACAGUAGGGCUGUAAGUUCCGAAGCAACCGACACUGGAUAUUACUCGAAUUCCAACACACGUCUCAGCCAACAGUCUGGCUAUUAUCAUAAUCAAUAUAAAAAUCUACACAGUUUGACUCGUAACUUUUUAUCAAAUAAUAGCGCAGAGUAUCCGGCACGAGGUACGAAAACACACAUAAAUCAUCUGCUUGACAAACUUUCCUUAGACUUACCGCCUAAGCCGCUUUCUACAACACCAACCAUACCAAUGAGGAAAAACAUUCUGGAAUUAUUCGCAAAUUUGCGAAAUCAUAAGAAUAAUUCGCAAGACCAACACAAGAGCACUCGUGGCGCCAACACUUGUUCAGUGCCCACUCAAACCGAUAACACGAACGAACAACAGACUCACUCUCUUACGACAAAUCUUACGAUCUCCGAUACAACCAUCAGCGAGAGUAUUCUCAAAUCGUCCGAAGAAUCGCAACCUUACAGUAGAAUAUCGACGGUGAUACGAGAAGAAUUAGUCGCGGAAGAAAACAGUGACAGUUCGAACUGUGACGAACUAACGACAUAUCUGAUUACUUCCAACAUACGUCACAUGGAUUUGGACUGUAUAUUCAAUCCGCUUCUCUAUCAACAUUUCUUACCGGAUUUGCAAGUUUUAUCCGCCGCAUCGCCGGAAGGAGAAGCUGCGGAACAACUGGACAAUCGAUACGCGAGAAGUUUCGGUACACGCAAUCACUCGGCGAAGAACGACGCUCUAUCUCAAGCCGAAACGAAAAAUUCGAACGUAUUAGAAUCCGAAAAAAAUGGAACGAAUUCUAUUUCUGGAAUUACGGAACUUUUUCAGUCGACACCUUCUGUAUCGGGAAAUGUCGACGGUAGUAUCGAUGUAACCGUUAUUCACAAAUCUGGUAACGACGAUUUAAUGUCGGGCAAUAGCGCGAAAUUGACUGUUGCCGCAUCAUGUGACAAAUCGUCAGCACAGCAAGCCGAUACCGAGAAGAAUCAUUGCUCUAUCGAGCCUAAGUUACUAGCUGAAUUAUCUGCAGUGCCGAGGCAAGCGCCCGAAGGUGGCAAUCCUGUGGAAGAAGCUAAGACGUCGGUUAUAACGAAGCGACAGCGAAGUGGUACCCAAGUCACAUCAACAGAUAGCUAAAACUUUUGUAUAUACAUUCUUCAUAAUUACGUGGUGAUGAACUUUAAGCUAAUAAGUAUUAAAAUGUUGGUGUGGAAUAUUUUACUUGACUCAUCAUUGGAGCUCAUAUAUAUACUCGUGAUAUUUUUCUGCUUGAAAAUCCAUUUGAAGUGUUGUGUUUCAACUAACUGGCAUUGAUAUUUUUUUUCAUUGAAAAAAAUAUCUCAGUUCUAUCUUAGAACUUCUAUCGACUGAUGAACAUGUAUACGUAAUAAUAAUAUCAACUAUUGACGUCAAAUUAAUAUUUAGAAUACUUAAACUACUAUAUGUAUUAAUUGAAGUAUUUACUAUACACACCCACAUACACACACACACACACACACGCACACACCACACGCGCGCGAUAUGCACAUAUUUUUGUAUAAUCUUUGUGUGUAUAUAGUGCCUAAAUAGACACUGGUUUACGCGGAUAGAUAUUGUAUAAAUAUUGACUAAGAAUGAAAUAAAGCUAAUCUAUGUAAAA
Molecule: messenger RNA, 5931 nt
Organism: Linepithema humile (Argentine ant)
Lineage: Eukaryota; Metazoa; Arthropoda; Insecta; Hymenoptera; Formicidae
Biological process (GO): cilium assembly; centriole elongation
Cellular component (GO): centriolar satellite; centriole
Source: RefSeq, a predicted model, not a curated record